Molecule: messenger RNA, 1014 nt
Organism: Brenthis ino (lesser marbled fritillary)
Lineage: Eukaryota; Metazoa; Arthropoda; Insecta; Lepidoptera; Nymphalidae
Source: the annotation of a GenBank genome assembly
AUGAUUGAAGUAUACGGUGCAUUUGAUAAUACUGUGAUGGCUAGAGAUCGCAAAACUUUAAUAUAUGUAUUUCCUGUUUUAUAUCAACACGACCUUAUGGGUUACUGCGAUGUUGUGUUAAACUAUCGAUGUAAAAAAAAAGUUGGUAUAUUACAUGCACAUCUACCUUUUGAUACAAGAGUAAUAAGUAAACUAACAUCUAAUUCAGUUUUAAAAAAAUAUAUUAACACCGACAAAGGAGUAAAAUGUAAAACCCUAGACCAAGAUUCCUUAAGAAAAUGUUGUCCUGCUAAUUGUGAUUUAAAAUAUAGUGGCAAAAGACCGUUCUAUGAUGAAAUACUUCACAAAUGUACUGAAGCCCCUGAUUGUAUUGCUGAAGGGAGUAAAGAGCUUCCCAGUAUAGUUUAUGUUCCUCAAAUAAAUAUAUGCAAGAACUUAGGGCAAGAAUUAUCUUUUCAAGAUAUUUAUGCACUUAGCACUGGCCUAGGGACAAUGAGUUUUACAACUGAGAAAGUACAUAAUUCUAAAAUAGAACUAAAGUCUAACUGUUCAACGAUUUCUCAGAAUUUGUUUCUUCUAAGAGAUCUUAUGUAUGGAAAGCUAUGUCCUUGUAAAGAAGUAAUCGACUUUAGAGAUGGCUGUAAACUUGCUGUGUUUCGUAUAAUAUUAAGUGUAUUAAGUAUAUGCGCUAUGCUGUUAUCAUGUGUGUGCUGUAUUCAUACAAUUAUUUGGUUUCAUAGGCAAUGGCUAGAAGGAAACAUAAGAAACUUCAUGAUGAAAGUGCGUAGUAAAUUUAAAAGGACAGAAAAUAUUUGGAGAUUUAAAUGCAAUAAAAGACGUCGGUCUCAACAUAAUUUACUCCGUGAAGUUGUGGCUAGGGAUAUACCGAUUGAACUUCGCAGCAAUAUUGCGAGUGUUUGUGAUAGAAUGCAGAUGGAAAUCCAAAACCAGAAGAGAUAUAGGAACUCCGAUAUUGGCAGUCAAAUAAGUUUGCAAAAAGAACAUCUUUACAAU